This is a messenger RNA of Actinia tenebrosa (Australian red waratah sea anemone), 2039 nucleotides long. RefSeq lists its product as uncharacterized. The record is from RefSeq and is a predicted model, not a curated record. Lineage: Eukaryota; Metazoa; Cnidaria; Anthozoa; Actiniaria; Actiniidae.
UUACUAGGUGCCUUUGGCACUCCAGUUGUUUCGUCUGGGAAAUCCCGGCACCCCGUAUAAUCAAGAGGUCAUCUGUCAUAGAUCAAUAGGAAAAACGGUUUCUUCUUCGUCUGUGCUUCUUAUUUUAAACUUUCGUGGGUUUGCAAUGAGUUUAAUGAUGCUAAGACGAAUGGCUUUGCAACACAGUCGUACAGUGUACAAGAUCAUGCCUCGUGAAUACACUUCAGACGGAAAAAUCAACAAAGAAGCUCGCACAAAACCAUCCAAACCUCCAUCUGUAUUUGAUUUAUUUUAUGAAGAUCACAUCGAGGAAGAACGUGCAAAUAAUGCACAUUCAAAACAGAAUGAAUUGAUUCGUGCGAUCGGAGAAAAAUGGAAAAAUACCACCGAAGACCAGAAAAAAGCCUACAGGGAGAAAUUCGUAGAAAGAGUGGAGCAGUACAAACAACAACUGAUAUCMUUUGAGGAAGGAUUGGACGCUCAUCAAAAAGUCAUUGAGGCCUUGAAGCAGAAUGCAUGUGAACAUGUAUCUGAACAAGAAGAUAGUACUAUAAGCAUGGAUCUUCCCAAAAAAGCAACAGCAUUUGGACAUUUUAUUAAAGCUGCCCAGGAAGCCUUCCCUAGAGAUUCCACCCAGAGUAUAGCAGAGUGGAAUAUACAAAUGGCUAAAAAAUGGCGAGAUAUGAGCGAAGAAGACAAGCAGAGCUUUAGAGAAGCAAGCAAAGAAUCCUCUCAGAAGUUUGAAGUGGAAAAAGAUGACCCGAAAAGCAUGUUUAGCGUGGAUGAAGUUGGAGGGUUUCAACGUUGACUGAUGCCUUAAUCCACCUCAUCAUAAGCUUGUCUGCACGAAGGAUGUCUGCACGAAGUGUAGUUUUCUCCUUUAUAGGUCAUACGCCUACAAUAAGCGUGUUAAGGUAAUUCCCUUGAAAGAAAUUUUGCCGAUAACUUUGUCCUGAAACUUUGCAUAGACAUURAUUAUGUUAUGGACAUUUAAAAACUGUAAUAAAAAGAUGGGGUUGCCAUUCUCGUUUUUUCGCUAGAUGCUCUCYAAAUAUGUCAAUUUAAGGGUGAAAUAGGGUAGCAACCUGAAGCUGUAAUCAAGAACCUUCAUGUUUACUAGAUAAUCUAUACUAUUACCGGCGUUUGCAUUGCUACGCGGACACCCCAGACAAAAAUCGCGACGUGCACUUUGCRAUAKACUGCCGUCAAUCAAACAAGUUGACAUCAUUUACACGCGUUUGGAUCGGCCCGGAUAGGCCCAGUGAGUGUGCCUCAUAAUACUUAUAAACAAUCAACCAAAGUUUUGGCGCCUUUUGAAUCACACACGCGUGUAAAUGGCAUCAAUGUGUUUGAUUGACGGCAGUCUAUUGCAAAGUGCAUGUCGCGAUUUUUGUCUGGGGUGGCCGCGUAGCAAUGCAAAYGCCGGUAAUUAAAUUAUUCAAAGUCAUUAGAUGACUAUGACUCUUUAACUAUUACCGGUAGUGAAAAAUGCAGGUAUGUGUGCCUCUACCAAAGACCAAAAAUUGCACAUGUCAACUAUUCCCAUCAAAAUAUUUCAAAAUAUUUAUCAAAAAUCUGAAAUAAAAAAUGGGGGUCACCAUUCUCUUUUUUGACUUAUCUUGAAAAAACAUCUCAAAAUAGUCGAAAACUGACACAUUUCCGAGUGGAGACUAAGGCGAGUCCGAUAAAAAUUGCAAUUUCUUUACUCAAAAAAGAGAAAAAAGUGAAAAUUGGUUUUGAACAUGUUUCUUAUUUAGUUUCCAAAAGAAAAAUGCCUAAACUUUGUUAGUUCCAUGCUUUCAGUUGCAUGCRCMGAAAAAUGCGCAGUGCAAAACAAGGGAAUUACCUUAAGUUCAUUGUUUAGCUUAUUAUUACAAUAAGUGUGUUAAGUUCAUUAAGUUCAAAUUAUCUUGUUAUAAAUGUACCAUGACCUGUGUAGUGGAAUGGAUGUACAAGUUUAUUAGAGGUGUACAAUUUUCAAGGUUGCAAAUUAAUGUCUUUAAGCAUUCUUAUUCUUUCAUUAAAAUGUUUGACCRAAG